Catharus ustulatus (Swainson's thrush) is the source of this 2134-nucleotide messenger RNA. RefSeq names its product mitogen-activated protein kinase kinase 4 (gene MAP2K4). The transcript has 12 exons. NCBI's taxonomy places the organism in Eukaryota, Metazoa, Chordata, Aves, Passeriformes, Turdidae. The coding region runs from base 28 to 1296 and encodes 422 amino acids. Gene Ontology annotation, molecular function: JUN kinase kinase activity; ATP binding. Gene Ontology annotation, biological process: MAPK cascade; protein phosphorylation. The record is from RefSeq and is a predicted model, not a curated record.
GCCGCCGCUGCUCCCGCUCCGCGCACAAUGGCGACUCCCAGCCCCAGCGGCGGCUCCGGGGGGAGCGGGAGCGGGCCCGGGCCGGGCGCCGCCAGCAGCAGCAGCAGCAUGCAGGGUAAACGCAAAGCGCUGAAGUUAAAUUUUGCAAAUCCACCUUUCAAGUCCACAGCAAGAUUUACUCUAAAUACUUCUGGAGUUCCUUUCCAAAAUCCACACAUUGACACACAAGCAACCCUGGGUAGUAAUCACAUUGUCCCGUUCAGUUUCAAAAGGAGAGAAGCGGACCUCAUCCAGAAACUUUCCAGCAGGCUACAAGAGAGACUGAGAACACACAGCAUUGAAUCAUCAGGAAAAUUGAAGAUUUCCCCUGAACAACAUUGGGAUUUUACAGCAGAGGACUUGAAAGACCUUGGAGAAAUUGGACGAGGCGCUUAUGGUUCUGUCAACAAAAUGGUCCACAAACCAAGUGGGCAAAUUAUGGCAGUUAAAAGAAUUCGGUCGACAGUGGAUGAGAAGGAACAGAAGCAGCUUCUGAUGGACCUUGAUGUAGUGAUGCGAAGCAGUGACUGCCCCUAUAUUGUUCAGUUUUAUGGCGCGCUCUUCAGAGAGGGUGACUGUUGGAUCUGUAUGGAGCUCAUGUCUACCUCGUUUGAUAAGUUUUACAAAUAUGUAUAUAGUGUAUUAGAUGAUGUUAUUCCAGAAGAAAUCUUAGGCAAAAUCACUUUAGCUACUGUGAAAGCACUAAACCACUUAAAAGAAAACUUGAAAAUCAUUCACAGAGACAUCAAACCUUCCAAUAUUCUUCUGGACAGAAAUGGAAAUAUUAAACUCUGUGACUUUGGCAUUAGCGGACAGCUCGUGGACUCCAUUGCCAAAACGCGGGAUGCAGGGUGCCGGCCGUACAUGGCGCCGGAAAGGAUAGACCCCAGCGCGUCCAGGCAAGGCUACGACGUGCGCUCAGACGUCUGGAGCUUGGGGAUUACAUUGUACGAGCUGGCCACAGGGCGAUUCCCCUAUCCCAAGUGGAACAGUGUGUUUGACCAGUUGACACAGGUAGUGAAAGGAGACCCACCACAGCUGAGCAACUCAGAGGAAAGGGAGUUUUCCCCAAGUUUCAUCAACUUCGUCAACUUGUGCCUUACAAAGGACGAGUCCAAAAGGCCAAAGUACAAAGAGCUUCUGAAACAUCCCUUCAUCCUGAUGUAUGAGGAACGCACAGUGGAUGUUGCAUGCUAUGUUUGUAAAAUCCUGGAUCAAAUGCCAGCAACUCCCAGCUCUCCAAUGUACGUGGAUUGAUACUGCUGCUACAUCCAACUCUAGAAAAAGGGCUGAGAGAAAACAAGCUGUAAAGAAUUUUCAUCACAUAUUGCAGUGUUUUUAAUGCUCGCCCAGACACCAUGUGCAAUAAUAUUGGUGUUAUUUCCAUCCUGUCUGUAUACUGUUGUCACAUAUAAAGUGCAUCCCUGUAAUACCUGAUCACACAGUGUUAGUGUUGGUCACAGAGAGACCUCAUCUUGCUCUUUUGUGGACAUAUUCAUGAAAUGUGGAAAUAAGUACAUUUAUUUGUUGACUGUGAUUGGAUAGCACCUAAAAUUCAUUUCUAGACUCAAAACUUGGAGACUCCUCAGCAGCUACUGGAAAGAUUUUUCUCUCAAACUCUUCCGAUUGUUGUUUCAAGUAAUAAUAAAAAGCAAACAAACAAAACUUAGGCGUUGUCUGUCUGAACAUUAAGAGACUUUUUGCCUGGAGGGAGAAGAACUUGCUUAACCAACGAGAUGCUUUGCCUUCUGGAGCUGGAAAGGCAAAGGAGAAUUUUAUUCUUCACAAAGUGCAAUAGAUUUACUGCUAUGAAAUUCUGUUGCUUUACAGUCGCAGUGUACUUUCUGGGGACAGUGUGCUCAGCUGAACUUCCUGUUAAAGAGAGAUCAUGUUAAAUAUAGUGAAUAUGUCUUUACCAAAAAUAUGUUGCGUUGAAAGAGGCUAACAUUAAACUAUUGAGAUGGGAAAUAAUGUAUUCUUCCUCCUUUUACCAAGCCAGCCACUCUUCACUCUUAACUAGGUGUCCUGUAAAUUGUUACCUGGUAAGAUAAGACCUUUGACCUGAAGAAUUAUUAAACUACUUGAUUGAAUUUAA